AUGGCGGACGUCGACACCCCCGUCACCCUGCGAACUCGCAAGUUCAUCCGUAACCCCCUGCUUGGCCGUAAGCAGAUGGUCGUUGAUAUCCUCCACCCCGGCCGCGCCAACAUCUCCAAGGAUGAGCUUCGCGAGAAGCUCGGCUCCUUGUACAAGGCCACCAAGGACCAGAUCAACGUCUUCGGUCUCCGCACCCAGUUCGGUGGCGGCAAGACCACUGGUUUCGCCCUCGUCUACGACUCCCCCGAGGCCAUGAAGAAGUUCGAGCCCCACUACAGACUGGUCCGCGUUGGCUUCGCCAGCAAGAUCGAGAAGGCCAGCAGACAGCAGCGCAAGCAGCGCAAGAACCGCCAGAAGACCCUGCGCGGAACGGCGAAGGUCAAGGGUGCCAAGAAGAAGAAGGAAUAA
Colletotrichum tamarilloi is the source of this 408-nucleotide messenger RNA. Its product is annotated as ribosomal protein S24e. Lineage: Eukaryota; Fungi; Ascomycota; Sordariomycetes; Glomerellales; Glomerellaceae. The record is from RefSeq and is a predicted model, not a curated record. Gene Ontology annotation, biological process: translation. The coding region runs from base 1 to 408 and encodes 135 amino acids. Gene Ontology annotation, cellular component: ribosome. Gene Ontology annotation, molecular function: structural constituent of ribosome. The transcript has 3 exons.